This is a messenger RNA of Metarhizium acridum CQMa 102, 762 nucleotides long. The record is from RefSeq and is a predicted model, not a curated record. NCBI's taxonomy places the organism in Eukaryota, Fungi, Ascomycota, Sordariomycetes, Hypocreales, Clavicipitaceae.
AUGGCCUCUCUUUGGCCGCUGGCCGCUGGUCUCUUCUGGUUUGGCCUCUGGACUCCAGACAGCAGCGCAGCAGCGCAGCAACAGCGCGAAGCAGCCACCGCUGGAUGGACCGCGAGCACCAAGGGAGGGGCGCUGCGGAGGCGGCGGACCAGGGUCUGCCUAGUGCUGCUCGCAGUUCAAAAGUGUGUUGCUCUGCUAAGGGUGACUUGUUGGCUGAGCAUCCAGAAAGGAAGCGGAAGCGCGCAGCGCGCAGCACGUAGCACGGCAGCCAAGGGAUCCGUGGCCGCCUGCAAUGCCGCUACUCCCCAGUCCAGCCACGUACCCGGUACUAACCCGUCCGCCACGACCCAAGUACACCACGCAUCUCGCCAUCUCCCGCUAGGCGCACAUGUACCUCGCGCGCGCGUGAACCAUGACGAAGUACAGCCAGCAGUGACCCCUCUCGGUCUCCACUGCCUCGUUGUCACUGGUCACGGCUGGCCAAUCUGCAUUUCAGCAAUCAUUGAUUGGCCCUGGCGCUCCCAUAAUGCCGGUCCCCGACCACCCUUCGAAGGAGCCCCCGGCCACGGUCGAUUGGCCUCGCCGUCCUCGACUGCUCGAGCUCUUCCAUCUCGUCCAGCGGGCGCACUAAGCCAACGCAACGCACGCCCACUUCGAGCCCGUCGUGCAGUUCGGCCGCCGUAUUCCAACCCCUGUUACUUCAGGAUGCUCCUUUUGGAUUGGCGGCGCAGCAUUUUCGCCCUCACCAGACCACACAGCUGA